This is a messenger RNA of Kogia breviceps (pygmy sperm whale), 1077 nucleotides long. RefSeq names its product testis specific serine kinase 2 (gene TSSK2). Bases 1 to 1077 code for a protein of 358 amino acids. Gene Ontology annotation, molecular function: protein serine/threonine kinase activity; ATP binding. The transcript has a single exon. Gene Ontology annotation, biological process: protein phosphorylation; intracellular signal transduction. Lineage: Eukaryota; Metazoa; Chordata; Mammalia; Artiodactyla; Physeteridae. Gene Ontology annotation, cellular component: cytoplasm. The record is from RefSeq and is a predicted model, not a curated record.
AUGGAUGAUGCCGCAGUCCUAAGGAAGAAGGGUUACAUCAUGGGCAUCAACCUGGGCAAGGGCUCAUACGCAAAGGUCAAAUCCGCCUACUCUGAGCGCCUCAAGUUCAACGUGGCCGUCAAGAUCAUCGACCGCAAAAAGACACCCAUGGACUUUGUGGAAAGAUUCCUUCCCCGGGAGAUGGACAUCCUGGCGACCGUCAACCACCGUUCCAUCAUCAAGACCUAUGAGAUCUUUGAGACCUCCGACGGCCGUAUCUACAUCAUCAUGGAGCUUGGAGUUCAGGGUGACCUACUCGAGUUCAUCAAGUGUCGGGGGGCCCUGCAUGAGGACGUGGCACGCAAGAUGUUCUGGCAGCUGUCCUCAGCCGUCAAGUACUGCCACAACCUGGACGUCGUCCACCGAGACCUCAAGUGUGAGAACCUUCUCCUCGACAAGGACUUCAACAUCAAGCUGUCCGACUUCGGCUUCUCCAAGCGCUGCCUGCGGGACAGCAGCGGGCGCAUCAUCCUCAGCAAGACCUUCUGUGGGUCAGCGGCGUACGCGGCCCCCGAGGUAUUGCAGGGCAUCCCCUACCAGCCCAAGGUGUAUGACAUCUGGAGCCUGGGCGUGAUCCUCUACAUAAUGGUCUGCGGCUCCAUGCCCUAUGACGACUCGGACAUCAAGAAGAUGCUGCGCAUCCAGAAGGAGCACCGCGUGGACUUCCCACCCUCCAAGAACCUGACAGGCGAGUGCAAGGACCUUAUCUACCGCAUCCUGCAGCCGGACAUCAACCGGAGGCUGCACAUCGACGAGAUCCUCAGCCACUCAUGGCUGCAGCCCCCCAAGCCCAAAGCCGUGUCUUUGGCCUCCUUCAAGAAGGAGGGUGAAGGCAAGUACCGGGCUGAGUGCAAACUGGACACCCAGCCAGGUUUGCGGCCCGAGCACCAGCCUGAGCACAAGCUGGGGGCCAAGACCCAGCACCGGCUGCUGGUGGUGCCCGAGAACAUGGACAGGAUGGAGGACCGGCUGGCUGAGACCUCCAGGGCGAAGGACCAUCACGUCUCCGGAGCCGAGGUGGGGAAGGCAAGCACCUAG